This is a messenger RNA of Schizosaccharomyces cryophilus OY26, 1335 nucleotides long. Its product is annotated as protein phosphatase regulatory subunit Par2. Gene Ontology annotation, biological process: signal transduction. Gene Ontology annotation, molecular function: protein phosphatase regulator activity. NCBI's taxonomy places the organism in Eukaryota, Fungi, Ascomycota, Schizosaccharomycetes, Schizosaccharomycetales, Schizosaccharomycetaceae. The transcript is spliced from 5 exons. Gene Ontology annotation, cellular component: protein phosphatase type 2A complex. The coding region runs from base 1 to 1335 and encodes 444 amino acids. The record is from RefSeq and is a predicted model, not a curated record.
AUGAAAGGAUUAAGAAAUAAGUUUGUGAAAGCAUUGUCGUUCAAAGAUGAAGCCGGGUCAGAUAAGGAUGUUAGUUAUUCCAAGAAAGACUAUACCAAAAAUACUUCCCCCAAGGAAAAUCAACCCUCCUCGGAACUGAAAUAUAGUCGCUCAAAGAAGGAAUUGAAAAAAUCGAAAAGCUCAAGCUCGUUGUCCAAAGUUAAUAAAUCCUUUCUGGCUAGGGAAGCUGGUGAUGAAAAGCUUGAGAGUGGCAAAAAUAAGCAAGACGAAAAUAGUGUUAUUGCAGAAUCAAAGAGCUCUCCUACCUUUUCAAAAUUGCCUCGAUUUGACGUAGAUGAACAAAGCUUGGGUUCGUUAAAGCCAGCUUCUAUAUCGCUUCCUGAUCUGAAUUUGGCAACGGAAGUACAUGGAACCUUAGAUCCCUCCGGUACAAGUUCUUUUACAUCAUUUCCUCAAAAUUCUUAUUUUUCUCCUGCAGCAUCGGCAUCUUCUAAUAAGCUCUUGCCUCCGGUAUCGGUUAGUGAUGUUGAUCUUACCAACAAUGUACGCCGGAUCUCCUUUCAUCGUCAACAUUCUUCUCAGUUCCAAGUUUCUGAAAAAAGAAAUCUCACCCGAUUUCCCUCUUUUGAUGGUAAGCACUCUCAGUGGUAUAUCUUCGCCUUACUAACAGAGAAAAUAGAAGUCCACCCUUCCGAAAAUGUUUUAUUAUCGCUCGAAGAAGAGCCAUAUCUCGAGCCAGCUUGGCCACAUAUGCAGCAAGUUUAUUUACUUCUUAUCCGUUUUCUUGAGUCACCGGACUUUAGAGUCACCAAAUCGAAGUCUUUAGUGGAUCACCACUUCUUUAAUAAUUUAUUAAUGUUAUUUAAUUCUGAGGAUCCUAGAGAGCGUGAACUUUUAAAAACCGCCUUGCAUCGCAUAUAUGGAAAGUUUCUGAAUCUUCGCUCAUAUAUUAGAAAGGCCAUGAGUAAUGUUUUUUUACAAUUCACGUAUGAAAGAGAAUCAUUUCAUGAGGACAUUUUUGAGGUAUUAGAACCUUCGGAGUUCGUUCAUAUUCAAGUACCUCUUUUUCAGCAGCUUUCCCGAUCGAUUGCGAGUCCGCAUUUUCAAGUUGCAGAGCGAGCUUUGUGUUUUUGGAGUAAUGAAUACUUUACCAGCCUGAUUUUCGUUGAUAUGAAUCUUGACUUUUUCAAUGCUGUUGCCGAGCGCUGCCACAGCAAAAUGGCUAUUGAGAAAGAGGUGAUGGAAUGUUCCAAGCAAAGAUGGGCUGCACUCGAAGAAAUCGCUGCAAUAAAUAAAGCAUCUGUGGAUUCCGUAAAGCCCUUGAAUUCAAAAUAA